AUGCUGUCUGUGACUGAUAUGAACAACAAGGUUUUGCAAGCUGAAAUGGAAACGACGAAACAGAUGUUAUUGGAUAAUUCCAGUACAUCAUCAAAUAACGGAUCAUAUAUUUGGAAAAUUGCGAAUGUGGCUGAAAAAUUGGCCAAUGGUAUUGCUGAUCGGCAAACCAGUAUCUAUUCUCCACCUUUCUAUUCCUCAUCGACAGGCUACAAAAUGUGUAUGAGAUUGUAUAUGAACGGUGAUGGUCAAGCAAGAGGUACACAUCUUUCAUUAUUCUUUGUUUUAAUGAGAGGAGAUUAUGAUGCAAUAUUAGCAUGGCCAUUUAACUAUAAAGUAAUUUUCUGUUUGUAUGAUCAAACAGGAAGUCAACGUCAUAUAAUAGAUUCAUUUCGUCCCGAUAUUAAAUCGAAUAGUUUUCAACGACCCAAAUCUGCUAUGAAUAUAGCUUCAGGAAUACCCAAGUUUUUACCAUUAUCAAUCAUUCAGCCUUUAGAUAAUCCUUACGUGCGUGAUGAUUCUAUGUUUAUUCGGUGCUUCAUUGACUUUGAAUCAAUGCCAAAAAUGUGCAUUCCUUAUGUAAUCAACCUUAAUCUAGGAUUGCCUAUAUCUAUCCAAGAAAAAGCGAUUCAAACGGAAAUUGAAAAACGGCGUACAGCAGCAUCAUCAGGAAAUUGUUACACGGAGUCAUCAACCAAAAUAGACGAUUUGAAAGUAAACAAAUAA
Rotaria sp. Silwood1 is the source of this 723-nucleotide messenger RNA. Lineage: Eukaryota; Metazoa; Rotifera; Eurotatoria; Philodinida; Philodinidae. The record is from the annotation of a GenBank genome assembly.